Messenger RNA from Eurytemora carolleeae, 1347 nucleotides. RefSeq lists its product as uncharacterized. Lineage: Eukaryota; Metazoa; Arthropoda; Copepoda; Calanoida; Temoridae. The coding region runs from base 15 to 572 and encodes 185 amino acids. The record is from RefSeq and is a predicted model, not a curated record. The transcript is spliced from 9 exons.
UACUUGGACGUGAAAUGUCAUGCCACCUCCUCUUCGUUUCGGUCCUUUAUGUCAACUUGGGAAACCUCGUUUAUAACUGUAUGGCUGCAGUUACUAGAUGUCUGCUUAUUAGAUCUAGCACAAACUUGGCCAAUGGAAUAUCGUACAACAAAACAUCUUUUGCGGUCAGAUGUUCAAUCUACGCUCAGUUUCUGCUGAUUGUUCUAGUUCUAACCUGUAACUCGCCAGACCAGGGUGUUCUUUACCAUACUUGCAUGGGAGAAAAGAGUUUUGACCUUGCGCCAGGGCUCAAUUUGAUAUGGAUCAUUGGAAACUUCUUCAACGUAACAACUGUAAUCUCCUAUCUCAGGAUAUUUUUCUAUUUGAGAAAUAUGACUGAGAGAAACGUUGCGCUGAAAGCUGCAGACAAAAUGGCGGACAGGAAGAAAAAUCUGCUGCCAGCCAAGAUCGAGACCCGUCAGUUCUAUAUUUCCUUCCUCAUGGAUUUGACCCAUUGCCUAGGAACACCAGCACUUAUCCUUUACAGUUCGUUCGAGCUCCGGCAGAGAGCUAAACAUAUUUUAGGUUUUUAGUAUUUUAAUUUUUGUGAACAAAAUCAAUACAUCCACUCUAAAUUCCAGUUCAUUUCAAGUACCGGGCAUAAUUUUAUGCAGCUUAAAGGUGUACAUUUGUUGACAGAUAACAGCGACACGACAGAUGAACUGGUUUAUUUAAGGCCCGUCUGAACUCCGGGUAGGUAACUAAAUACAGUCCGGAUAAUUCCUUGGUCGAUCGGCCACAAACACACACCACAGAGUAACCCCGUCACAAGAAAUCGAUAACAAAAACCUGAAUUCCCAAAAAAAUAACAUAAAUUAUAGGUCAUGGUUACUUGUACAAUGUUAUAAUAAAUGUUAAUAAUAGAAAAAAUCUUACGAUUUAUUUUUCCAUGGUUCGGGGAAACUUAUUGUUGGUCAGUAUUGAAAUUCUAUUUUUAAACUUCUGAAAAAAUUACAGCUGAAUAUUUUACGAAAUUCACUAAUGCUUCAUAUGAAAAUAUUUUGUUUAACUUUAAUGAUUUCACAAUAACAAAAAUGGUUGAAGUUCCGUGGGACAAAGAACAAAGAGUAUGCGGGCUGAAAUAAUUUGGUUUGGCCUGUCUCCGAGAGGAAAUUUUACGUUGAAGACGACAUUAUCCAGAGGUCUUAAAGUUAAUGGUUAACAACAUUACAAUUACAAACUAUAAUUAGGCAAACAGGGACUGUGAGCCAAAGGAAUGACCCCCUCCUAGUGAGAUUUUAAUCAGAAUUUUUUUUUCAAACCUUUCGUUCACAGUUUGCUAAAAUUGUUCAAAAUAUCAACUUUUCA